Molecule: messenger RNA, 1590 nt
Organism: Candidula unifasciata
Lineage: Eukaryota; Metazoa; Mollusca; Gastropoda; Stylommatophora; Geomitridae
Source: the annotation of a GenBank genome assembly
GUGGUUUUUGUGGAACAGCAGCAGCAGAAGUUUCGUGUGAAGAGAGACAUUGUGGAUCGAGAUCUUGCUCGACAGAUCGUUGCCAGCGGUGGUUCACUGGAUGACCCUGAGUAUCCUAAUGAGUGGUACCUCACCCAAGGUGAUCAAUCCAAUCGCAGGGACGACACAAAAGCCGAUCUCAACGUUGUUGCAGUUUGGAAGAGGAAUAUUACCGGAGCUGGCAGCGUGGUGUCUGUUCUUGAUGACGGUAUCGAAAAGGAUCAUCCUGAUUUGAAAGAUAAUUAUGAUCCAGAGGCAAGUUGGGAUGCGAAUGACAACGACUCUGAUCCAAGCCCUCGAUACGACGAUACGAAUGAGAACAAACACGGGACCAGAUGUGCUGGAGAAAUCGCCAUGAUGGCUAACAAUAAAAUUUGUGGGGUUGGAAUUGCAUUCAAUGCCAGGAUUGGAGGUGUGCGAAUGCUGGACGGCACUGUGACUGACCGCAUUGAGGGGGAAUCUCUGUCGAAACAUUUGCAACACAUCCAUAUCUACUCUUCUAGCUGGGGCCCUAAUGAUGAUGGGCGAACUGUUGAAGGUCCUGGAAGAGUCACUCAGAGGGCCCUGGAGCAGGGCGUUCAGGAGGGACGAGGUGGUCUAGGCUCAAUCUUCGUCUGGGCGGGAGGAAAUGGCGGUCACAACGGAGAUAAUUGUAACGCUGAUGGCUACACGUCUGCCCCAGAAACUAUCAGUGUGGGUAGCACAACACAAGAUGGCAAUAUUCCAUACUACUGUGAAAGAUGUGCUUCAACUUUAACAACUGCUUUCAGCAGUGGGUCAUCUUCUGAGAGAAAAGUGGUAAGCGCGGAUCUACACAGUAAAUGCACGGACAAUCACAGUGGAACAUCUGCUGCCGCGCCAAUGGCUGCCGGUAUUUACGCCCUCAUGUUGGAAGUAAAUCGGAAUCUGACAUGGAGGGAUGUCCAGCACAUUACUGUGCACACUUCAAGAAUUGGACCCUUGUACAAGGAAAAGGGCUGGUACCGCAAUGGAUUUGGCUACUGUGUCAACCUGGCUUUUGGCUUUGGACUGAUGGACGCCCUGGCUAUCGUAAAGUUGGCCGACCCCAAAACAUGGAAGAGGGUCGGGGAACGGAGGAUCUGCAGAGUGGCGCCUGUUGCCUCCAGUGGAUUCCCUCGAAAGUUUGUCUCUGGCGAGUCUGUAGAAAUUGAAUUCCGAACCGAUGGCUGUGAGGGUCAAGAGAAUGAGGUCAACUUCUUGGAACACAUCCAGGCUGUGGUUGAUAUUGAGCACGAAAGAAGAGGGAAUAUCUACGUACAGAUCACGUCUCCUUCGGGCGUUAUAACACCACUUAUGGCGGAACGGAAGAACGACAAUUCAAAGAAAGGUUUCAAGAGAUGGCCAUUGACCAGCGUCCACAACUGGGGUGAGAACCCUAAAGGGACAUGGAGAGUCGUGGUGGCAGACAGGGGCUCUAACGGCCUCAGGGGGUCAGUGAACAAUGUGACACUAAUUUUGUAUGGCACUAAAGAACAGCCAGAACACCAGAAAAACUAUUUAUCCAAGUGUCCGGAACUGGACACUUACGCA